AUGAUUUUUUUUUUCCUUAUUUUUUUUCUUCUUUUUGCCAGUAUUUUUCUUUGUUCUUUUUUUUUCUUUUGCAGUGGAGACUGGGCAAUUGCAGACUCGAUACAUCGCCCUUACUUACUUACUUUCUUUCUUUCUUUCUUUCUUUCUUUCUUUCUUUCUUUCUUUCUUUCUCUGACCUUCUAUCUAUCUAUCUAUCUAUCUAUCUAUCUAUCUAUCUAUCUAUCUAUUGUCCUAUCUAUCUAUCUAUCUAUCUAUCUAUCUGUCAGUCUGUUCCUAUCUAUGUGCCUAUCAUUCAAUAUUUAUAUUGAUCAUUCUGUUUUAGUCUCAUCAUCUUUCUCAAUAUCUAUCUAUUCAUAUCUAUCUCUUUUUUCUUUGUUAAAUAUCAACAUUAGUGAUGAUUUCUCUCUCUAUAUAUCUAUCUAUCUAUCUAUCUAUCUAUCUAUCUAUCUAUCUAUCUCUCUCUCUCUUCAUUAUUGCUUGUGA
This is a messenger RNA of Acanthosepion pharaonis, 483 nucleotides long. The record is from the annotation of a GenBank genome assembly. NCBI's taxonomy places the organism in Eukaryota, Metazoa, Mollusca, Cephalopoda, Sepiida, Sepiidae.